Messenger RNA from Caenorhabditis briggsae, 342 nucleotides. The record is from RefSeq and is a predicted model, not a curated record. Bases 1 to 342 code for a protein of 113 amino acids. The transcript is spliced from 2 exons. NCBI's taxonomy places the organism in Eukaryota, Metazoa, Nematoda, Chromadorea, Rhabditida, Rhabditidae.
AUGGAAGACCUUCGAGAAUUAAUAGAACAGAACGAGGGUGUCGCUAAAGAGUCAGCUGCACAUGACGAAAAAGGAAAUGCUAGGAUUCCCGAACCCAUUGGUAUGAUGAAUUGCUGCUCCACUAUUGCCUCUUGGAAAGCGGACUUCUCCUCCUGGGUAUCUCUUGUCUUUUCCGAGGAAUCUGAAAAAAAAAUUGACGGAUCUGCUGUUCUCAGAUUUGCCUUCGGUAUGCCACUGAAGAAAUAUCUGGAACUUGGUGAAGUGCACUUUUCACGCCUUCAAAGUGAAGCGAGGAAAAUCGUGGAAAUUUACCAAGCUGAGAGGUAUAACCGUCUCUUCUGA